This is a messenger RNA of Pseudomyrmex gracilis, 7937 nucleotides long. RefSeq names its product brefeldin A-inhibited guanine nucleotide-exchange protein 3. The transcript is spliced from 22 exons. Bases 13 to 6543 code for a protein of 2176 amino acids. NCBI's taxonomy places the organism in Eukaryota, Metazoa, Arthropoda, Insecta, Hymenoptera, Formicidae. Gene Ontology annotation, molecular function: guanyl-nucleotide exchange factor activity. The record is from RefSeq and is a predicted model, not a curated record. Gene Ontology annotation, biological process: regulation of ARF protein signal transduction.
GCCCGUCGUGUCAUGGAGGAUCUCCUGCUGCAGAUCGUCAGGGAGUCGAACAAUGCGAAACUACAAAAUUUACGAAAAUCAGCGCAGGAAGCGUACGAUUUUUUGGAGAAGCAGAAAGGUUUGCUGCGAGAUCCGCCGUACAAAUUGCGCGCGAAAUGCUUACACACGUUUCAGCUAGCGUUGGAAAGCAAGAGAAGCAAAUUCGUUGCCUUUGGGCUCGCGGGGUUACAUAAGAUGUUGAGGGACAAAAGAUUUCAAUCGAGGACGAAAUUUUGGCACUACGAGCCAGAGGACGACUCGUUAUGGUUGCCCGCGCAAAUGCUGCACGCCAUGAGCUCUAUCGUCUCACAGUCCGACGACACGCAGACGGAUAUGCUCAAAGUUUUAUUACAAGUUGUCUGUUCCCCUUAUUGGACCAUGAAUGGCCGUCUGAUUAUCGCUUUACUGACCACUUGCUGCGAAGCUUUCGAAAAUGGAAAUCAAGCCGUGCGCACGGCCGCACAGGCCGCGACCAGCCAAACGUUGCGAUCAUUUUGUCUCUUUUUAGACGAGGAGUGUCAGGAGAUGGACGAGAACGCCAAACGGAACAAGAAUCAUUUCCUACUCCGCGAGCGUGGCAUUUCGUGCUUCAACGAGGCGCUGCCAAUUUUGCAGUACAUCUGCAGCAAGCUGGACGAGGCUCAGAACAACGGCAGAAACGGCAACACUGUGGUCUUCCUGCUAGAAUGUCUGCAUACACUCAUAUCGUCGCUACCGCAGAAGAUUCACACAAACGCGCAUUUUACGACCUUCCUGUGGCAAAAGUUUUGUCCCGCGUUGAUAGCCUUCCUGGGCACGCCCCGGGUAGAUAAGACUUUUACCUCUCGCGAGGGAAAGGAAAACGAGAUCGGCAGAGGCUCCGGUUACUUGGCCACGUCGUUGAGCUUCGACAGUCAUCAGGCUAAGACUGUUUAUAGCAUUGGUACGGAACUGGUGAGAUUGGUAGGAUGCGUCGGCCCGUUGAGACCGGUCUUGGAAUCGGUGUUCCAUAGAAUGCUGUUGUAUCCACCGCCGCAGCAACGGCUGGAACCGUUGAAGGCGCUAAAAGAAUUGUUGCGCAGUCCUAGUCGCAUGGUGGAUUUCGCCGGACCGUUGCUGGUGGAGGAGGAUCGAUCGAGCCAUAUACAAAGUGACAUGGCGUUGAUGAGAUUAGCUAUGGAUUCGAUUGAGGAGUCAACAACGGGUGGACUGGCUAUACUGCACGCAAGCGUAUCCUGCGUUGUCGCUAUGCUGUCGGCGCUUCAGGAACUUUGCGAGGGCAAGGCGAUUAAUCACAAUUACACAUGCACGAUCAAUAGUUUGUACGAAGAUUUGGAAUCCUGCGACUACCGCGGUCCUCUGACCUACCAGAGCAUGGCACGGUUGCCAAAAACAUAUAGGGAACAAUUGGAGUUAAUGAAGAAAAGCAUGAUUUCGGAUUCCGACUCGUCGGGGCACGGACCGUCGGAGGAGGACGGCGAUUCGACGGACACCGAAGGUCCGCAGAACGAGUCGGAUGACGCGCAAGAAGAUAACAGUCCCGACGACUGCACCACGGAAAACGAGUGUGAAAAACUGAGAUUGAAAAAAUUACCAAAGUGUCUUCACGUGGGCCGACAAGUGGCCGACGAGUGCAAUGUUGAUGUGGAGAGACACAAUGCCAGACGGUUCGUGAAAACGCUCAGAACCGAUCUGAUACCGAUGGUGCUCUCUUUGAGAAGCAACAUCGAGGUGGACGAAGCGUUGCAGAACUUUGCUUCCGAAUACUGUCAAGGAGUGUUUGCAGCUCAGCAAAAACUGCAAGAAGAAGCUGACGCGGAUUCGUGCGCAUUGAUCACGAUUAUGAACGCCGAUGGGAUUUAUUUGGCGACUUACGCGGCGUUGAUUCUCAAUUUGAAAUUAAUUCGAACGAAUUAUUAUCACGAGGAAAGCCGGCCGGUACCAGACGUGCUUAGCGAGGAGCAAUUUGUAGAGGAAGUGCACGGAUCGGGAGUGCUGGUUUAUCUCUCGGCCACGUGGCUCUCCGAGUUGUAUCAACAAGUACUCGCUUGCAAUUUGCUCGAAAAGUGCGGUUACAAUCCCAGCUCCACUGAGAAUAACGCACUGAUCAACGUUCUCACUGACGUGGACGGAAUACCGGGUAGUCAGAGAGGCGGACAAUUACUGUCCGAUUACAUAAGACUGGAACGAGUCCAGCUUUCUCGAAGCGAGCCAACUCCGGAAGAAGAAGCCGGCGCAAAACUCUCACGGCGAGUUUUGACUUGCUGUUGGGGCAGCAUGAUGACGGUUCUCACGAUGGGGUUGAAUCCUCCCAAAGAGGAAACCAAUAAGAGCAUUCUGAACAGAGACGGCGGCAAACGAGGAGUCAGGGACACGGUUGUUCUGGCGCUUGAAGGUCUUCACAAGGCUGCCACAUUGAGCAACAUACUUGGUUUACAAAAUCGCUGCGGUUCCAUUUUCGCUCUGCUAGCAAAGGCCGCCUGCACCGAGCAAUCUAUUUCGAAGAUUACUCGCAAAAAGGAUGUGUUGCGACUUAAAUUACAGAACAGAGCGACCAAUAUUCACACGUCGCACGCUCUCAGUAUGGACGUGCUGCUGGGAAAAGGUCUGGAGCUCGGUAGCCACGGUAACGACUGUUGGCCGCACGUUUUCACAUGUUGUUUAUACGUGAGCAAACUGGAACACGACUUCUUCGGAAGAAAUCAAAAUCCGUCAUUGCCCAAGGCUCAUCAGAAAAAGGAGAAAAAAGAUGCGGCAAAUGGAGAUGCCAAGAAUGGUCAGGAUAAACUUCGGCUGAACUUCAACAUAGCCGAUGACGAAGAGUCUUGGUACGACACACAAGUAUGGAUUAUUUUGGGACCACACUUCAUGGAAGCGGCUUGCCACGAAGAUCGCGGCAUCUCGAAAAAAGCCGUUCAGUGCAUUCACGAUUCCAUGGCGGCCUUGUUGAACGAGCAGAUAGAACUUCCCCACUUCCACUUCAACGAGGCGCUGUUCAAACCGUUCGAAAAUCUCCUGUGUCUCGAACUUUGCGACAGCGACGUGCAGGAUCAGAUCAUCAGCUGCAUCUGCGAGUUCGUCGAGACGAAUCGCACCGAGAUACGUUCGGGUUGGCGUCCGCUCUUCGGCGCUCUUCGAGUGGCGUCGAUCGGUAACUCGGAUUCCGUAGAAUCGGCACCUUUGCUGGAAGUCUUCAGAGUCUUUCUCUCAACUGACAACACUCUGGUCUUCGCCAACGCCGCCCUCGAUUGCAUCUUGUGUUUGCUUAAGCACGUGAGAGGUAUCGGCGACAACCAGGAGACCCAGGUCAAAGAAACCGAGAACAUCGACAGCGCGGAAUCGAGAAGAAUGCGUCUCUGCGUGGAGAGUUUAAAAUAUCUGCUGAGCUGCAGCGACAUAUUGUCAUCGAUGUAUCGCAUGCCGGCAUGUCCGAUCUUUCAUUCCGCUCAGAGAAUUCAAGUAUCAACAAUCCCGCAGUACGUGGAUCCGAUCAUACCGAAUCUCGAACUGACCAGAUUCGACAAGCACAGCAUCGAAUCGAUGCAGGACGUCAUUCCGGAAAGAUCGUACGACGUGUUGAGCCCGCUGAUCGACAAAGACGCGCAUUCCGUCGCCACGUUGCAAAGUUUGGACAAACCAAGCGGCAUUCUCAGAGUUUGGUACAUUCUGAUCGAAGGUCUGGCGAGCGCGACGAUGAUUUGUCCGAGACGUUAUCAACCACACACUCUCGAGACUCUGUUUCAUCUGUUGCGCGACAUUCUCAACGUGCCCGGACCGUCAUUCGGGCUCUACUGCGUUAAUCAUCUGCUGUUGCCGAUGGUGCAGAACUGGUUGAGAAAAACGUCCAAGAUCUUUCGCGGUUGGGACAACUUCGCGCCCAACUUCAAGCAGUGCUGCGGCCUAACGACGGAUCUCGUGGUCGAUUAUUUGACGCAUCUUCAAGGUCCGGAAGUUGUCAGAAACGACGCCUACUUGCCCGCUACGACGCUUAUGUUGAAACAACUUUUAUUGGUGAUGGCGGAAUGCGUGGUACAGCCCACGGAGAGCAUAGCUCGUCUAGGUUGCGCUUGCAUCAGGCACGUCCUGGUGAGCAGCGGGCCGCUUCUCACCUCGGAACAAUGGGAGGUUUGCGGUGUCGCGUGUUAUCGCGCUUGUUCGAAUUCGCUGCAGGAGCUGCACCAACUGACCAUGGCGUUCUCACCGAGAUCCGAGUCUUUUUACGGCGACGUUGCCCAAGUGAAGGUCGCGGCGCGUCGAGACGCGACACCGGAAGAGACGGAACGACUGCGACAGCUCGCCGCCCAGGUGAGCCAGCUGCGCGAGGUAUUGACUGCCGUCAAGAGGCAGAACGCGGCGUCACUGACGACGACGCCUUUCCAGGAUUUGAUGACCAUUGAGACGACACUGAUCGACCAGCACACUACCUCCUACCCCGUCGGUUAUAGGCAGCACACGACACCCCCCGAUUACACUAACACUACGACGAACACAGGCCCCCAAUGGCUCUACGAUCUUGGACUUCAUAAUUCACGUUUGUGUCUUCAGGUGUUCCUCCUGGAGGAACAGACGCGCGUCGAAGAUGCCUCGCGGUCGCCCGAUGAAAGGUCGUACGUGUUCCUUUUGUAUCCUCCUGCUGUAGGCACAACUCUUAAUCCUGAUCUCUACAUCGUUAGAGUUCAACUACGCGCGUUAGUGGUUGGGCUUUUGGUGCAUCAGAUGCUACUUCAGUGCAUCGCGAGUGUACUUCUUCAGGGUGCAGGCAUUCCGAUUUCAAGCUUGUCCCACGUGAUUCCUCACUCGACGCCGUGCAGCUCCCCCAAUCUUAACGCCAAACGAGGUUUUCUGUCCUAUCUGAAUUCGCAUCACUUGGAGAUUUUUCUUUCCGCUCUGGAUCUCGCUUACGUCGCGGCGUUGAAGUUUGACUGUCGACCCGGUUUGAAGUUUCUGGUUCAGAAGGUCGCGAAUCUCGAACAACCGGCGAAUCUGUAUCGUCAAGCGGCCGCCGCCUGGACCAUCAAGAUCGUAACUUUGUUGGAAUUGUGUCUGCGCGAGAUAGAGGAGCUCCACGCGACCCUGGAACUGGUCAAGAUCAUCCUGGGCACGGGUUUGAGCGACAGGGAGUGCGUCUACGACGUGAAGCAUCGCAAGCUCACCAAGUAUCUUCGACAACUCCGCACAACGUUCGAUGAACUGUGCGAGACUUACGUCGAAGUGGUUCUCGACGAGGACGGCAAAUACACCAAAGUUGACAGUUUCGCGGAGAGGAAGAUAUUUCUUCUGGUUGCGCAACCCGACGAUUAUCCCGAGAUCACCAGAAAAGAACCCAUCGACGAUCGGCUUGUUGCCAGCACUCCGGCACCCAUCGAAUCGUUGAGAGAAGAAGAUCGCGAGAUUCAACAAAUUAAUCCGGAUCAAUCGGAUCGGCAGUACGACGAGAAGGAGGACGAUCAGGACGAUCCGGACGACGCCGACGUGUACAAUCCGAACUUGGACGAUGAGAGCGGGUUGGAGGAACUCGGAGACGAGAGCGAGAACGAUCCGAGACCUUUCAGAUUGUCGGACUUGGCCGCCGAAUAUUCCACCGAUUCGGGUCCGCAGUCCGAGCCGGAGACCGACGAUUCCAGACCGAUGUCCAGACUCGGUUCGGUUACGGAGAAGAUCGUUUAUCCCGAUCGAUCCGGCGGAACUUCCAGCGAGGGUUACAUCGAUGUUAAAUAUAACGCCGUGACGCCGGCACCUACCAGAUUGAUAUAUCGCGGUGACGACGAUCUCUGUUACAAUUCGGAUUCACUCUGGAAAACAAAGUCGACCGACACGUGUGCGGGAACGUCAACGAAUGCGAAGACGCUGGAUCGAAAUGCGUUCUCUGCCGAGAGUUUUUUAUAUCAAAACUCAUACUCGGAAAGACGCGGUAGCGAUAACGUGUGCCCGUUAUCGAGGAGGAAAUCCUUGACGUUUGUCAAGACGGAUCUCGAGGACGCGCGUCAGUCUUCGUUUUUGGCCGAUUUCGCGGAUCUACGACCGAAAUCGGUGAUGGAACUUCGCGGCAAAACCGUCCGGACUAUGUCCGACGAUCCAACGAAAAAAGAAACUCGCGAAUCGGAAGAAUGUAUCGAAGAGAAAGACAGGAACAAUUCGAAAUCUUCGCAAAUUCUCGAUAAUAUAGACGAAUUGCUGCGCGAUUACGAGCGCAGCAAGCGUGGAUUCAGAACGAAUCCCUUUUUGCGGAACGAAGAUGAGAAAUCCGCGGCCGACAGUCAGCCGGUCGCUAAUCAAGAAACAGAAUUUCAACGAGGAAACGUAACCAAAGACAGCGAGGCGCAUAGAAAAGCUUGGGCCGAUACUUUGGGCGCCGCACUGGAAUGGGCCUUGGUUUUACCGGACGAACGACUGGCUCCGUUGCUUCCGGUUUUCGUCGGCGGCGUCCGAAUACUGACCAGACACGCCGUAGAUCAAAGUCUGAAGCAGCGUCUCUCGGCCUUGUUUCACCGUAUCGCCGUACUUUACGGACUGACAAAUAAUUAAUAAAAUCGAAUGAAUUUUUCAAAAUAAAAACACGCGUAAUCGCGAGACUUAAUCGUAAGACUCUUCGAGAAACGAAAAAAAAAAAAAAAAAAACAACAAAAACAAUUUGAUAUGCCCGAUGAUUUAUUUUGCAAGUUCUUUAACUCUCAUUCUGUGAUCUCGGGGUAUACGACGCGUCCGCAGAAGAAAUGGGAGAAACACAACAGGAUCCGAUGUACCUUUAUUUGCAAAUGUCUAUCAAAUCGUGAUAUUACAAAUCGUUGGGUUACGAAAAGAGUAAGAAAAAAAGAAACAAAAAAACACGAUGUUCUCGUUUCCGCGCGCGCGCGCGCGCGGAUCUUCUUCUUUCCGCGCAUGUGAUCGACGCGACGACACGUCAAAAAGACGAAGAGUUUAUAUUUACGAUUCACUCCUCACGCACAUCCCUCGAUUCUCUCAUUUUAUGCUUCUUGCGCUCACCUGUAGUUUGCGGUCCCCGCUCGCGUAGUCUCGGGUAUUGCCGGAUUUUUGCUUCCAAUGUAUAAGGUGUGUGAGAACGCGGGCGAAGUCCGCACGCAACGCACGCACACGCGCGUGUUAUGACGAAUUGUACGGAACGGUGAAUACUGGCACUUUCCUGUUUACAUGCCAAAACAUGAUCCAGUAGUAGCGGAGCGUAGUGUCAUUUUGUUUUUUUUAACGCGGCUUGCCAAACAAAUUGUUGAAAUUAUUUAUUGCGCCGUUAUAUGUUUUUUUUUUUUUUCCACAUAAGAGAAAAGAGAAUAUAGGACUUUAACGAGAUGUUAAGAGAGAUCGUAUAUUCUUUGCAAGUAGUAUUAAAUUUUAUUGUACAUAACGCUGUUGGGGAAACGAGUUUGAGAUAACGAGAGAACGCGAUAAUUUAUAUUACACAAUAUUGAUGUUAUUUUUUUUGUAUUUAAUUUGUAUUUUUGAUUUGUGUUUUUUUUUUUUUUUUAUUUUUUUUUUACAACCGAUGUAGAGUUAAUAACCGAAUGUUGAUGUAUAUAUUAAAUGUUAUCUUCCGAUGUUUCACUAUGUAUAUUGGUAUAUAUAUAUAUAUUCCAUAUAAACAUUUGUAAAUGUUGUUGAGCAUCAGAUGGUUUAAACGGACGGAUUAAUAAUUGAUAAUAAAACGUGCCUAUGUAUAUCACCUGUUUUCUCUCCAAAAAAAAAAAAUUUCCAACUAUAGAUGUAUGGAUAUAUACAUAUAUAUAUAUAGCGAGCGAAUGUGAGAAUAACGAGAUAAUCGUUAUGCGAAUCAAUGCAGCUAAAGCGCGUCCAUGUACAAGAUACACAUAAAGUAUAUAUAUAUAUAUACGCAUAUACUUGAUAUAUAUAUGACAGUUCACAAUGUGGAAAUGUAUCUGACAACAACAAGAUGUACGAACGUUAUA